CGGCGGGGAGAUUCUCUUGCCAUCUUUACGGCAGAAAGGGGGUUAUCGUUACUCCGUCUAUCCGUUGCCAUCCUUCCCGGUGCUUAGCCCGGCCCUCUUCGCGACGCCAUGCCGCCCAAAUUCGACCCCAACGAGAUUAAAGUCGUGUACUUGAGAUGCACUGGAGGUGAAGUUGGUGCCACUUCUGCGUUGGCUCCUAAAAUUGGACCCUUGGGUUUGUCUCCCAAAAAGGUUGGGGAUGACAUUGCCAAAGCCACAGGUGACUGGAAAGGGCUGCGAAUCACUGUGAAGCUGACCAUCCAGAACAGGCAAGCUCAGAUUGAAGUGGUCCCAUCAGCCUCCGCCUUGAUCAUCAAAGCUCUGAAGGAACCACCCCGUGACCGCAAGAAGCAAAAGAACAUUAAGCACAGCGGCAAUGUCAGCUUUGAUGAGAUUGUGAGCAUUGCCAGGCAGAUGCGGCACAGGUCCUUGGCCCGGGAGCUCUCUGGAACCAUUAAGGAGAUCCUGGGAACAGCACAGUCCGUUGGCUGCAAUAUUGAUGGGAGACACCCCCACGACAUCAUUGAUGACAUCAACAGUGGUGCAGUGGAAUGUCCAGCGGUAAGUGCCCAUCUGUUCUGAAAGAGGCUGGCAGUCUCACUGGAUCCUUGACUUGGCACUACAUUAAAUUGGCUUAUCCUUUUCCUCUCUCCACAGAGCUAAGCCCUGCAGCCCAUGGGAACUCAACACAGCAAGUUCCACAGUGCUCUGCAAUCCUGUGACUAUUCAUAAUAAAAAUGGCAGUUUGUCCC
Molecule: messenger RNA, 791 nt
Organism: Heteronotia binoei (common prickly gecko)
Lineage: Eukaryota; Metazoa; Chordata; Lepidosauria; Squamata; Gekkonidae
Gene: RPL12
Product: ribosomal protein L12
Exons: 6
Coding region: 109-621 (170 amino acids)
Biological process (GO): translation
Cellular component (GO): ribosome; cytosolic large ribosomal subunit
Molecular function (GO): structural constituent of ribosome; large ribosomal subunit rRNA binding
Source: RefSeq, a predicted model, not a curated record